ACCAAUGGAAUUGCAGGAAAGAAUGGGGUGGUCUUAAGCUGCACUAGAGUUUUCUGCCCUUUGGAGUAGAUCUCCAUGAUUAUAGAUUGGUUCACUCUCAGCUGUGUUAUGGGUAUGGACAUGAUAAUUAGGACAGCUCAUACUGUUGGACAUUCGCUCCAUGUUGGUGGAGAUAUUGGCCACAGGACCACUGACCAGUGUCGCCAGCAGAAGGGUGUAGAGGACCCACCGCCCAUACUUACCCAGAACCUCCGGUAUCAGGAUGCAGACGAUGCACCGACAGGCUGCCGAGAGGCUCAUUCCUAUCAGCAAUAUCACAGAGAUUGAUCCAGCAAUGUAGACGGACAAGAGGAAAGCAAUGCCGUAGAUAUACCACAGAAUGCCCAGGAGAGCACCCCCGGCGAUGAGUCCCCCCACGGCUCCAUACAGUCCACUCAGUUUCCUACAGAAGGAAAUAAAACAACAAAGAUGCACCACAAAAAGGAUGUGUCCCCCCUGCUGUGUGACAAUUUUAAUCUCGUGUUUUGUUUAUAGGCAAUAUUGACAUAUAUUAACUGUAUAACUGCUAAUAUUUCACUGGUCAUCAUUGUGCCACUUUGAUCAGUGAAAUGAUAGCAGUCAAUAUUAUCUGUUAAUUGUGUUAUUUUCAGACCUGAUUAAUUGACUGCUUUACCUUUAAUACUUGUGGUAAUGGUGCCUUUAUGAGACUGUUUAUCGAUACAUCUGUGUGUCUUUUGUCUGUACAUAUCAAUCUUUGAUUCUGGAAAUAAAGUUGUGUAUCUGUUACUAGUAUCUCAUGAAAGAUGGGGGAAAAAAGAGAAAUCUUAUUUCAAAUACAUUAAAGAACACUAGUAUAUCACAUAGAUGUGAGUACUUUUCACAAGGUGCUGUUGAUUUGUAGGAGGAGUUUGUCCCCCAGAAAGGACGCCGUGUUCUCUGGUACAGCUGUGGGCCCACAGUCUACGAUUCCUCGCACAUGGGCCAUGCCCGGUCGUAUAUUUCUAUAGACAUUCUGAGGCGAGUUCUUCAGAACUACUUCAACUACGACGUCUUCUACUGCAUGAACAUCACUGAUAUUGACGACAAGAUUAUCAAGAGAGCUCGUCAGAAUUACCUGUAUGAGGAAUACCGGAACAAGAACCUGGCAGUGUCACAGAUCCUGGGGGACGUGGAGGCAGCCCUGAAGCCUUUCCUAGUCAAACUGGAACAAGAGCAGGAUCCCGACAAGAAAACCAUGUACUAUAAAAUCAAGGUCAAGGUGGAAAAAGCUGUGUCAGAGGUCAAGGCCAGUCAGGAUGAGGCUCAGUUUAGAGAGAGACUGUAUGUUGAUGGCAAGGAUGUUCUCUGUGAUUGGUUGGAUAAACUCCAUGGGUCAGAGGUCACAGACAAUUCCAUAUUUGCCAAGCUGCCACAGUUCUAUGAAGAAGACUACCAUAAAGACAUGGCAGCUUUAAAUGUCAUACCAGCUGAUGUCCUUACCAGAGUCAGUGAAUAUGUACCAGAAAAUGUGGACUACAUCAAGAAAAUCAUAGAGAAUGGUUUUGGAUACGAGUCCAAUGGGUCAGUUUAUUUCAACACUGCUGCCUUUGACAACACGGAGGGUCACACUUACGCCAAGAUUGUCCCUGAGGCUUAUGGUGACAAAGCAGCCCUCAAUGAGGGAGAGGGUGAAUUGAGUGUGUCAGCAGAGAGGCAGGAAGAGAAGAAGAACUCGACAGAUUUUGCCCUGUGGAAGGCCUCGAAGCCUGGUGAACCCUCGUGGGACUCGCCCUGGGGAAAGGGUCGUCCAGGUUGGCAUAUUGAAUGCUCUGCGAUGGCCAGCAGUAUCCAAGGAGAAUCUCUAGAUAUCCACACUGGAGGCUUUGAUCUCAGAUUUCCACAUCACGAUAAUGAACUCGCUCAAGCAGAGGCUCACUUCAACAAUGAUCACUGGGUGAGAUACUUCCUCCAUGCUGGUCAUCUGACCAUUGAAGGCUGCAAGAUGUCCAAGUCUCUGAAAAACUUCAUCACCAUCAAGGAUGCCCUGAAGAAGCACACGCCUCGACAGUUGCGUCUCCUCUUCCUGCUUCACCAGUGGAAGGACACGCUAGACUACGGGGAGAACAGCAUGGAGGUUGCCAUCAGAUACGAAAAAAUGGUCAAUGAAUUUUUCCUGAAUGUGAAGAACUUGUUGAGAAGCACUCCCGGUACAGGAAUAGCUUCCUUUGAGAAGUGGUCUAAGGAAGAAAUGGACCUUAAUGAGAGGUACUUUGAAACCAGAGAUGCUGUGCAUGAAGCCCUGUGUGAUAAUGUCAACACAAGGACUGCCUUAGAACACCUGAGGGAGUUGAUUGGAACAGCCAACGUCUACAUGGCCAACUCCAGGUCUAACGACAAGACACCCAAUAGAAUGAUCCUCAAGAACAUUGCAGGCUACAUCACUGAACUGUUCAAGGUGUUUGGAGCUAUUGAAACAGAUGAAGAAAUUGGUUUCCCACAAUCCACCACACAAAAUGUCAAUGUUGAAGAAACAGUGAUGCCUUUCCUCACAGCCUUCGCUCAGUUCAGAGAGGAUGUGAGGACAAUAUCCAGAGAACAGAAAGCCAUAGAAAUCCUGAAGUUGUGUGACAAGCUGAGGGAUGAUGUUUUGCCAAACCUAGGGGUGCGUUUAGAGGAUGGAACUUCGCCGCCCACCAUCAAACUCGUAGACCGAGAAACUUUGAUGAAGGAACGGGAGGAAAAACUGAAGCAAGAGGAGCUGAAACAACUAGAAAAAGAGAAAAGGAAACUAGAAAUGGAAGCUAAGCUUGCUCAGGAGAAGAUACCACCCUGGGAACUCUUCAAAAAAGAAACAGAUAAAUACUCACAGUUUGACGACAAGGGAAUCCCUACACACGACACAGAAGGAAAGGAGCUGUCCAAAGGUCAGAUAAAGAAGCUGGUCAAGCUGUACGAGAAACAGGAAAAGACGUACAACAAGCACAUGGCGAACGCAGAAACUAAUAGUGGGUCCUAAUCACGGCUCGCGUCGCUAGUGUUGUUGACUUUUAAUUUAUUUAUACUUCUAAAAGUAGAGCGUUGAUGAAAUGUGCGGCUUGUAUGAUAAACACCAGUGACUGAAUUUUAUACCGGAAUUAGAAAACAACAUGUGCGAUUUGGUGUACCUCUAUAUGGUACAGAAGAUUAUCGGCAGUGGAUGGGAUGGUUAAAAAUGACUCUCAUGUUGUGAUCAUGCACCAACAAAUGUUGUAAAAUUAACAACAGGGACGGAGUCAAGAUAUUGUAAAAACUUACAAUUACUACCUUUGUUUGUAAAUUUAAUGCCAUUAUGUCUUUGUAAUUUGAUCUGUCUUAGUUUGCAUGACAUAUUGUUCAGUUCAAAAUAUUGUUAAAAGUAGACGUAAUAUACAAGUGGUGAAGGAUGCAUUUGCAAAGCCACACCCCAAAAAAUGAAUGACUGGGUAGAUCUGUAUACAGAAGUACAGUGCAUUUAUGAUUGAUUAUUUAAUUCAUACGAUAAAAGGUGUGUGGUCUUAAUCAUUUAUGCUAAGCUUCAUUCUGUAGUGUUUGGAAUAAUUGUAUUGUCUUUCAGUGGGAAUUCUUCCAUUAUAUGUCAUGUAAUUUCAUACAUUUAUGUCUUGAGAUCUGAAAUCACAAUUCACUUUCUGAAUAUUUUUAGGCUAAAGAACUUUGAAUAACUUGUGAAUUCACAGGGCCCAACAACACUUGAUGUGAAUGACAUCCUUUUCUUGUUAAAAUUUAGUUUAAGAUGCUGUCUAAAGGACACACUUUGGCUUGUGUUAUUUUCGCCUUAAUAUAUUGAAAAGGGAUUUUGCUCGGGUUUGAAUUUUGCCCAAAGCCGUCUUUUGUUACUUCACUGUAAUGAAUUAAAUUAUAUUUUCCAAGUGUAAAUCUACCAUCUUGUAAAUGAGUGUUGACCUGGGAUUUGACAUGAUAGCAUGCUUUGUGAUUUAGUUCUUCAUUUUAAACAAGCUGCUGGCUUGGAUUUCUCGAUCGAGAGAGAAAAUCGCAAACUUAUUAAGUCUUUUAUUUCAGCAGUCAAAAUUUGAGUAAAAUCUCAGACUUAAGUCCAACUUUCGACUUAAGUUCUUUUUGAGAAAUCCAAGCCUGGCCUGAGCUUGAUUUAGAGACAUGUGAUUAAAGUAAACAGCAAUUCAGUUGUGAUUUUUGUAUCUGAUAGCUUACACAUUAAUAAAAAGAUGCAUAAAAUUUA
This is a messenger RNA of Ostrea edulis (European flat oyster), 4213 nucleotides long. Its product is annotated as cysteine--tRNA ligase, cytoplasmic-like. The record is from RefSeq and is a predicted model, not a curated record. Gene Ontology annotation, molecular function: ATP binding; cysteine-tRNA ligase activity. Gene Ontology annotation, cellular component: cytoplasm. The transcript has 20 exons. NCBI's taxonomy places the organism in Eukaryota, Metazoa, Mollusca, Bivalvia, Ostreida, Ostreidae. Gene Ontology annotation, biological process: cysteinyl-tRNA aminoacylation. The coding region runs from base 977 to 2995 and encodes 672 amino acids.